Molecule: messenger RNA, 1525 nt
Organism: Rhagoletis zephyria (snowberry fruit fly)
Lineage: Eukaryota; Metazoa; Arthropoda; Insecta; Diptera; Tephritidae
Product: dendritic arbor reduction protein 1
Biological process (GO): regulation of transcription by RNA polymerase II
Molecular function (GO): RNA polymerase II cis-regulatory region sequence-specific DNA binding; DNA-binding transcription factor activity, RNA polymerase II-specific
Source: RefSeq, a predicted model, not a curated record
CGAAAUAAGGCUAAGCACAUACGCACGCACUUGCACUUGCACUCGGUCGAACGCAUGCGCACACACUUCCAUAUGACAUACUAUUCAAGGCACUCGACAACAUCGAAAGCACUUGCAACAUUGGCGUCGUCAACAUCGACGUCAUCGAAAGAGUAGCUACAGCAAUAGCGACAAAAGACGGUUUUUGUUUUGCUGACUGUUUUACUAUUUAAUGGUUUUCAUGAAUGGCCUGGGACCUGACCCUCUGCCAGCGAAGGAGGCAGAGGGACCUCCGGUUCAAAUGGAACCAGUUGACCUUAGCUNAAAAAAAAUUUCAGGAUCUCAAUCACCAAACUGCAAGUUAUUUGGAAGCAGGCACAAUAACGGCAGAGAUAAUAUUUACAGCACAUAUUCAAGCGCUAAAAGUGGCAACGGCUACAACAACAAUAACAAUUACAAUCGGGAUCGCUUUACAUCCUCUGCAUCAAGUUCCUCCUCCUCAUUCACCACAUCGACUCAGUUGCAAUCAAAUCGACAGUAUUCAUCACCAUUCUCCUCAUCAACGGUUUCGAAACUGCCUAUAAAUCCAUUCUUAGCAACUUCACCUUUUCUUUUACCUUGCCGGCGCGGGAAGGAAGAGGUUAACAGUAAAAGGAGUAAUGUGUCAAAUAACAACAGCCACAGCAUCAGUAGCGCGCAUGUCAACCAAAGCUUUAAUCAAGCGCCUCUUCAACAUCAUCAACGAAACACUGCAAGCGUAGUUCCUCCACCCUCCUCCACAUCGCCCGCCCUAUCGACCACUGCAGAAACACCAUUUUGCAAUCAUCUAACAGCCGCUGCUGCCGCCGCUGCAGCACAGAGAACAUUUUUGCACGACUACGAUCGAAAAUUUAGUUUGCUAAGCCUUUUCAAAAAUCCCUAUAAGUAUACAACGGACCGAAGAUCUUCAUCAUUUAGCUCCAGAGUUUGGGGCUCUAAUGAUGUGGUACUGCCGUCAGCGCCGUCAAAUGUUACUUCGAUGCUGACGUCUACGUACAGCAAAAUUUCUCAAGGACCUGCUAGUUCCAACACGAUAUUGCCAUGGAAGAUAAUGUCUUCAGCAUCUCAACCUAACAGUUUGCAUCAAUCGACUAUGAAUCCCACCUUCCAAGAGCCAUCGAAUGCCGAUAGUCGUAAGAACGCUUUCAGCAGUAUGGUCUUACGGGGGAGCGGCGGCAUGUUCGGACGAUCUGAUGACUCAGGCGGGAUGAUUAACAACAUUGGCUUUAGUGAUCUCUCUAAAAAUCGAAAAGUGCACAAAUGUGACACUGAGGGUUGUGAUAAAGUGUACACAAAGAGUUCUCAUCUGAAGGCGCACAAACGCACUCACACAGGUGAGAAACCAUACGUGUGUAACUGGGAAGGAUGUAUUUGGCGAUUUGCAAGAUCAGACGAAUUAACGCGUCACUAUCGAAAACACACCGGCGUCAAGCCGUUUCGCUGCCAACUCUGCACGCGCUCCUUCAGCCGCUCCGACCACCUGUCGCUGCACAUGCGCAGACACUAA